UGUUUGUGAUAAUGUUCGCAGUAGUGACCAUGAUAGUGACCAUGAUAACGAUCACAAUAACAACAGCGAUCAUAGUAACGACCACAAUAAUGACUGCAAUAACGAUCGCAAUAACGACCUCAAUAAUAAUAUUAGUACCACUAAUAAGGGAAUUUUUAAGAGUGAAGUGUGGCAGUUUUUUAACAGAAUUGUGUGGUUAACAGAACGAAAAACUGCUAAAUGCAAGGUUCCGAACUGUACACACAAGGAAUUUUCCUGCGGAAGUGGAGGUGGCGAUAUCAAGGAAGCAUUCGGAAGGAAUUCUAAAAGUUCUUCUUUUACGAGGCUGACUAAUGUGGAUAAUAUAAAACUUCGUGAUAUGUUCGCUGCUUGGGUUAUUAAUCGCCAACGCCCAUUUACUAUAAUUGAAGACCCUGAGUUGAUCGAAAUUAUACAAUAUUUAAACCCCACCGCACAAUUAGUCAAAGCCGAUGCGAUAAAGAACGCAAUUAUGUCACUUUAUAGCUCUGGAAAAAGGGAAUUGAAGGCAAGCUUCGCUACAUAUCUAAUAUUCAAAGCUAUGCAUACUUCACUACUAUCAAUUCCAAAAUCUCUUUCACAUGAAGAUUGGGCGCUUCAAGAAACCGUAAUUGACUUUGGUUUGAUAAAGGGAAGACAUGAUGGAAUUAAUCUUGCUAAUGGAUUCUUUACGGUGUUAAAAGAGUAUGAAAUUACUUCGAAG
Molecule: messenger RNA, 721 nt
Organism: Dentiscutata heterogama
Lineage: Eukaryota; Fungi; Glomeromycota; Glomeromycetes; Diversisporales; Gigasporaceae
Source: the annotation of a GenBank genome assembly